Molecule: messenger RNA, 1191 nt
Organism: Angiostrongylus costaricensis
Lineage: Eukaryota; Metazoa; Nematoda; Chromadorea; Rhabditida; Metastrongylidae
Source: the annotation of a GenBank genome assembly
AUGCGAGUAACAUUCCUUCAUCCAGACCUGGGUAUCGGUGGUGCUGAACGCCUUAUUGUAGAUGCAGCUUUAGCACUUCAGAGAAAAGGCCAUCAAAUAAGGGUCGUCACAAAUCACUUUGACUCUGCUCAUGCGUUUAAAGAGACGCAAGGCUUAGAUAUCACGGUGAUCCAGUGGUUUCCUCGUCUUAUAUUUGGUUAUAUGUGGGCUCUGUGCGCGUACAUUAGAAUGUGCCUUGCCGCAAUAUACGUCUGCAUGUUUGUCGAGAAUGACGUUAUCAUCUGUGACCAGGUCUCGGCUGCACUCGUUGUAUUGCGUCUGUUCUCUCGUUCACGUCUCGUAUUCUACUGUCAUUUUCCAGAUAUGCUACUGACAACUAGAAAUUCAGUGUUGAAAUCUUUCUAUAGGCGGUUCCUUGAUGCCAUUGAAGAAUACUCAACUGGUCUGGCCGAUGUUAUCUGUGUGAAUAGUUCAUUUACAGCUUCUGUAGUCAAGGAAACCUUCACUACACUUCGAAGUCGGGAGCUAACAGUCUUGUACCCCACACUGAAUACUGAAUUUUUCGACAAAACUAAGGAAUGCGAAGUUUCUGAUACACUGUCAACGCCUGAACACAUUUUCACUUCACUGAACCGGUUUGAGGUUAAAAAAAAUGUGAAGCUUGCCCUUGAAGCAUUUGCGGAACUGCGCACAAUGUUGUCAGAAAAAGAGUUUUCGUCUUGCCACCUUGUUGUGGCUGGUGGAUACGACCGAUUGAACUUCGAAAACAUUACUCACUACAAUGAGCUCGUUGAUUUUGUAGAUGUUCUUGGUCUCAAAAAUAACCAAGUGACUUUCUUGCGUUCACCAACUGAUGAACAGAAGGUUUCGUUGUUACGACGCAGUCGCGCGGUGCUCUAUACACCACACAACGAGCACUUUGGUAUUGUACCAAUUGAAGCAAUGUACUUGGGAACUCCCGUGAUCGCAGUGGACUCUGGAGGUCCAAGGGAGUCUAUAAUUCACGGCGAGACAGGAUUCUUGGCAAAAUACACACCACAAGAGUUCGCAAAGUACAUGUUUACUAUCAUGCGAGACGAGAAUUUAAGGCGGAGAAUCAGCGAGAACGGACAAAAAAGAGUUCGGGAGUUUUUCGCCUUUGACGCGUUUUCCAAUCGUCUCGAUCGCAUAAUCAGAGGUCAAAGACACUGA